Psammomys obesus (fat sand rat) is the source of this 1240-nucleotide messenger RNA. It is a transcript of the gene Cabcoco1, whose product is annotated as ciliary associated calcium binding coiled-coil 1. NCBI's taxonomy places the organism in Eukaryota, Metazoa, Chordata, Mammalia, Rodentia, Muridae. Bases 20 to 934 code for a protein of 304 amino acids. The record is from RefSeq and is a predicted model, not a curated record. The transcript has 8 exons.
UGCUUCCUCUAGACAAAACAUGGCAGGGUCGUCCUCCGGAAUGACCUUAGGCUCUGUGAACCCGGCGGUGACUCUAGCAGGCACCACGGAUGACUCUGAGAAAAAUGCUGAAUUCCAGGAGAUUGAACAGAUUCUGUCUCCAGAUUUUCUCCCAGCUGACCAGAUAACCAACCUGCUGAGAGAACACAACGUGGAUAUAAUUCAAGAAAAAAUGAGAGUAUUUCUGAAUUUUCAAAAUAUUCAUAUUUGCCUAAAAGACGCCAUUCUCUUAGACUACUAUGUGUCUGGGUUCUUUUGGGCCAAAGGAAUGGACUUUACUAUCGACCAAUGUUCAAAAUUUAUGACCUUGCUGGACAUGUUACUUCAUAAUCUUCAAACACUCCAUAUGUCCUUAGAGGACAGCAUCAAGUGGCUCGGCGAAGUGAUGGCAGAAAUUGGACCAAACCAUUCACAGAAGAAUGAGGAGCUGCACAUCUUUGAUGUCAGAGAAUCAAAGGCCAUCAUCGACUACUUAAAAAUCAGCUUAUUCCAGCACUACAGACUCUAUGAGUUUAUGUUCUACUCCACCAGGGAAGAAAUUGUCAUUGGAACUGAGCAAACCAUUGAGCUUGUCAAGCCUGCAGACCUCCCUUUCCCAGCCCCGUUGGAGGAAGGAAUCUCAGUGGACAUCUAUUCAACCUUCAUAGAGCCAUCACCAUCCCUGGAGUCAGAGCUGAAGGAGCUGGAUCAAGAGCAAGGAUCUCAGGAGUCCCUGCUGGAGACUGAAAGGGCAAAGAUGGAUCCUUUAGCUGGCUUCACCAUUGAUGAUGUAAAAUCAGCACUGGCUCGGGUGACAGAUGAGGUUCUGUUGAACAUUCAGAACGAGAUAAGCGAAAAGCUGCAAGUACAGGAAGAGGCCUUUAAUGCACGAAUAGAGAAAUUGAAAAAGACCUGAGGACUCAGUAAGAGCAAAGCGAUGCUGAACUUCAGAGAAACCAACAAAACUGGCCAGAAUAAUAGAGUCUCUAGAGUGCUGUGUCACCUGCAUGCGGCCGUGGAAGGAAAGCCCACUUUUCAUCAUCCUGACUGAUUAAGCAGUGUGUCGUCCUGCAUCUCACAUCUCACUCCCACCCCCGAGUUUGCAGCGCCGAGUGCAACAGCACGGCUUGGUGUGCAAGACUUGGGAGAAUUGUAUAUGAAAAUACAAUUACUGUUAGCACGACCCUAUGGCAUUUGACUAAUAAAUAUAUUCCUCUUCCAC